Messenger RNA from Vidua chalybeata, 2631 nucleotides. Its product is annotated as 2-epi-5-epi-valiolone synthase-like. The transcript has 5 exons. The record is from RefSeq and is a predicted model, not a curated record. Gene Ontology annotation, molecular function: 3-dehydroquinate synthase activity. The coding region runs from base 3 to 1436 and encodes 477 amino acids. NCBI's taxonomy places the organism in Eukaryota, Metazoa, Chordata, Aves, Passeriformes, Viduidae. Gene Ontology annotation, biological process: antibiotic biosynthetic process.
GCAUGCUGGUGACAGAAGAGGGGUGUGCUGCAGCAGUCCCAGGAGCCACCAUGCCCCAGGAGCCCCGGCAGACGGAUUUCCAGCUGGUGCGAGUCAAGAACACGUGGUGCCGCAUCAAGAAAGGAGAAGCCCUUUCCAGCGACGAGGAUGAGAUCACUCUCUCUGAGGCAAAAAUAGGGGAGUGCAUCUCCGAAGGUGGGAUUUCCUGGAUAAUUGAAGCUCCCAUCUACUUUUGCUACAAAGUGGUAGAAACGUACAACAUUCUGGAACCCUCUAACACCACUCUGCUCUGGGGUCACAUCACUGACCCCCAGCAAAUAGAGCUCGCCAUGGCCAGCAAGAGGAAACUGCGGCGCUUUAUCGUCAUAGACGAAGUCGUCGACAAACUUUACGGCUCCAAAGUCAGAGAAUACUUCGAAGAGAACAACGUCCAGCACAAAAUCCUCGCCCUGCCAACCACUGAGGAAACAAAAUCCAUGGACUUGGUGCUGAACAUCUUGCACGAGGUCCAGAACUUCAGCCUGGACCGGCGGACGGAGCCCAUCAUCGCCAUCGGCGGGGGCGUGUGCCUGGACAUCGUCGGCCUCGCCGCGUCGCUCUACAGGAGACGCACCCCCUACAUUCGGGUCCCCACCACCCUCCUCUCCUACGUGGAUGCCAGCGUGGGGGCCAAGACCGGGGUGAACUUUCUGCAGUGUAAGAACAAGCUCGGGGGCUACACGCCCCCCGUGGCGAGUUUCCUGGAUAGGUCCUUCAUCCAGAGCAUCCCUCGGCGACACAUCUCCAAUGGCCUCGGGGAAAUUUUAAAGAUGGCCCUCAUGAAACACAAAGGGCUGUUUGACCUGCUCAAGAGCCAUGGAAAAUAUCUACUGGACACUAAGUUCCAGUCUUGCGACAGCUUUGCUCACCAUGGGGAUGCUGCACUGCAGACUACCAGGAUUGCCAUUGAAACCAUGCUGGAAGAGCUGGCUCCCAACCUCUGGGAGGAUGACCUGGACAGACUGGUUGAUUUUGGCCACCUUAUUAGCCCAGAGCUGGAAAUGAGGGUUUUGCCGUCGCUGAUGCACGGGGAAGCUGUGAACAUCGACAUGGCAUUCAUGACGUACGUGGCCCACGCGCGCGGGCUCCUGGGCGCCGAGGAGAAGGAGCAGAUCCUGCAGUGCAUGCGGGGCCUGGAGCUGCCCGUCUGGCACAGCGGCUGCAGCUGGGCCCUCAUCCAGAGAGCCCUGCGGGAGCGCCUCAAGCACAGCGGGGGACAGCCACGGAUGCCCCUGCCCACCGGCCUUGGCGUGGCAGACAUAUUCAAUGACACCAGUGAAGAGACCCUGGAAAGAGCAUACGAGCUGUGGGUCAAGGACUGCAGGAUGGGGCUGGAGGAAGAGCUGCAAGCCCAAGGUGAUGGUCCUGCCCCAGGCCUGAGCUGUUUGCCACUGUAAGGUAGUGGGCAGAACUGAAUUUUGAACAAGAUGAAUCCAGAAGCACCUGUGACACUGCAUACACUCCAGAGCUGCGUGGAACAAGCAGAAUAUUGGCAUCUGACGUGAUUUGCCUUUUUCAAUUGCUUUGUUUGAAUGGGAAUCUGUUAUUGCUGAAGAAGUGAUCGCUCACAAGUGAAACCACCGAGUGCCAGUAGUGUAGUUCAUAGCAAAAUGCUCUCUUUCAGGGAGAGUGAGCAGGAUUAUUCAUUUAUUUAGUUAAUCCAAGCUGGUAACUGCCAUGGCCCUUGCCACUGGUAUCCCACCAUUGCUUGUGCUUGGACCCCUGACACAAGCAGGUGUAGCUGGCUCAUAGAACAUGGCAUGGCACCACGCAAAAUUUCUAUGCUACAUAAAAUAUUUCAAGUAGGUUAUCACCUUCGCUGGUCAUUCUUUUCUUCUCGGUGCUCUUCUUGUUUUCUCUCAUUCAAAAGAGCAAAACAAAGAAGCUCAUCUGCCAGCCUUUGCACCCAGUCUAAGGGAAUGACACACUCUGAUUAGAGGCACCAUCACAAGUCACAGAUCAGUAAAUAUUGCUGCUGUGGAGCACAUGGGGGCUGUCUCCUGGCAGUAUGGCAGUCUUUGUCUUGGGACUCUCAGAUACUGAGGACAUGCUGGCAGGUCUUCUCUUGCUACCCAAAUGUUUGUAGUGAUUUCACUUUGUAACCCGUGCAGCCACCAGCGUGACAAACAGGGCACAGUUUGCAGCACUGCUGCCUAAGGACAAAGUUGGGCUCCUGGCAAUAUUGCAGAACCCCCUGGUGUCCCCACAUCUGCCACAGGGCUCCCUGUACCUGUCAGACCCUGGCUCCUUUCCCAUCUCAGCCUCUUCUGGUUAGAUAAGGCCAGCUGGGGAAAACCAAGAGAAAUUAGAGGACUCCAAGCAAGUUCAUCAUCUUCAAGAAGUUGCAGUGUCAUGUCUCAGGAUCCUGGCAGACUCAGAUUAUAUAAUGGAUGCUGAUGGUGAAAAAUGUAAAAGUAAUGCCAUCCUUCUCCCUGGAGGUCCAAUCAAAGGAAUUGCAAUCAACAAACAGCCUUUGAAUUAUUUACAACAUUAUUUGGUUUUUUUCCCCUGGUGUUUUUGUCCCACACCAGUUUGUGCUAAUGUGCUGGCUUCUGUUUUGCUGGAGUAAUAAAAGCUACUAAAAUUGAAAAA